CAACCUUUGUGUCACCUGUGGAAACUGGAAGGCACCUCCUCCUCCAUAGAACACCUGACCGCUGAUGACACCACUGAAAUGUGCGCCAGUGAAAAUUCCUGAGGCGUGUUGGGGACAGGAUGUGAUUUUGGAGCAUGCGCCCAUAAUUAUACACGUAAAGUUCUCUUGUUAUCGUUGGGCUCCUAUUCUCAGGCUCCUGAAUGUUGUCAGCGUGCAGAUGUUGAUGCUUCAUUCGCCGCCAGUGUGUCAGAGAUUUUCUUCUCAAUUCUGCCUGAAAAGACACUGAUCAACUCCUCAAGUGGCUGACUUCAUCUUGAAUAUUGCACCUGUACCACCUGCAUUCAUGGCCCACCCUUACGAGCCCUGGUUAAGGACAGCACCAUCUAGUGGCAACUCUGAAGAAAUGAACAUCCCAUCCUGGUGGGACCUUCACCGCGAUGUGCAAGCUGGCAGUUGGAUAGACCUACAGACUGGGCAAAGUGUUGGCGUCCCCUCAAUGAGUCCUGGCAGCUCUAUGGGACUCCAGCCCUCUUUAGGCCCAUACGGCUCUGACCCACAGCUGUGCACCAUGCCCCCGGCUCAGCAUGCCCCCGCUUCACACUCACCUCACCUCUUCCCUCAGGAUGGCUUCAAGAUGGAGCCGCUUGGACCUGAAAUGCUACAGCAGGAAACCUUCUCAAUGGAGGAACCGCAGGAGACCUCUGUGUCAACUCGGCCCAAGCCCCAGCGUCGUUCAUCCUCUCGGGGAGCCGGGCAGACCUUGUGCCGGUGCCCCAACUGCAUCCACGCCGAGCAGAUGGGCCAGAGCGCCGACGACAGUAGGACGAAGCACAUGCACAAUUGCCACAUCCCUGGAUGUGGCAAAGCCUAUGCUAAAACGUCCCACCUGAAAGCUCACCUGCGCUGGCAUAGCGGGGACCGGCCAUUUGUCUGCAACUGGCUCUUCUGCGGCAAGAGAUUCACACGCUCUGAUGAACUGCAGCGCCACUUGCAGACACACACCGGUGCCAAAAAGUUUAGCUGUGCUUUGUGUCCCCGAGUGUUUAUGCGUAACGACCACCUGGCCAAGCACAUGCGCACCCAUGAGUCUCCACCGGGACACGGGGAGGAGAGGGUAAAUGGGGAUGGAAGGAUGGAUAAGGGCUUUAAUGCACCCACACCUCCACAGUCAUCAUCAAAUGCAUCUGACAGCACAGAGCCUCAGCUGAAGUUGAAAUGUGAGACAGACCCUCCGGUUUCCAGCGUGACAGGGCAGUCUGGCUAACUUCAUCACUUUCAGGAGAUGUUGGGUAGUAAGAGGGUUCACCCCUAUCUGUCACAGAGGAGGCCUAGUUUUACAAUAGUCUAGAGAAUAGAAGAUUGGUUUGGAAACACUUUCACAGAUGAAAGCUAGAUGGAACAAAAAUAUGCAACUCCAGUGGUAGUGAUAGUAGGGAUGCUACAGAACACAGGAAACACGGGGUUGUAUGCAUUCUGCAGCUAAAACUCUAUGUAGUUUUUAAAAGGAGUCAAAAGGAGAGCAGAAGGUGCAGUGUGCUGCUAGAACUUCCAGCAGACAAGAGGAAGGGCAUAAAUUCUGCUGAAAAAAGAUGUUUACAUGAAACCUGUUGAACAUAUUACUGAAAGUGAGGAGCAGGUUUGUUUCCACUUUUUUAAAAAGGAGAGACAAUGAUGAUAAUUUUGAAUUUAAUCUUCUUACAAUAUAAGUGCAGCCUACUAUACGGUGAGAUAAAACAAAGCUUUCUCUUUUCUGUAAGGUUGAGAGUCAAUUUUGUGUUGUAUUGUGAUAAUAUAAUAUAAUAUAAUAUAAUAUAAUAUAAUAUAAUAUAAUAUAAUAUAAUAUAAUAUAAUAUAAAGAAGUGCAUUAAAGUGCUUUUGUAAAAGUAAAUUUCUCUGUAGUGACCACUGAAGUCUCUCAGCCAAGAUUUAGGUCAGUACUUUGACUGGGCCAUUCUAGCACAUGGAUAUUCUUUGAUCUGAACCAUUCCAUUGUAGCUCUGGCUGUCUGUUAAGAGCUGUAGACCUGCUGGAAGGUGAACCUCCAUCCCCGUUUCAAGUCUUUUGCUUCUUCUAGGGAUUCUUACAGCAUGAUUCUGCCAGCAUCAUGUUUCAAUGUGGGGAUUGUGAAUUAAAGGUGAUGUGAAGUCUUAGUUUUCCGCCCAUACAUAUGUUUUAAAUCUUGGGCAAAAUGUUUAGUUUUCGUCUUAUCUGACCAAAACCCCUUCUUCCAUGUUUGUUCCUACAUUGCCUGUGGCAUGCGCGGACCUUUUAAGCCUUUUUAAGCCACAUUCAUCCUUGAGCUGUCUGCUGUGUUCCUUUGUCUUCAUGAUGCUGUUUGUUCACUCAGCAUCAUGUGAGUGAACAAACAUAAGAGGUUUGUUAAACCUCUGAGAUUAAAUUACAUACAGGUGGACACUGUCUACUAAAAGAAGUGUGAAAGCAGUUGUUUAUACUGGAAUUCAUUUAGAGAAUCAGAAAAAUGGGGUAAGAAUUCAAUUGUGCUCCACACUUUCCAGAUUUUACAAAAGUAAAACAUUUUAAAACCAGGCAUCAUGUUCCUUGUCUUUCACAAUUGCACACUAGUUUGUGUUGGUCACUUCAAAUAGUCAUUGUAUAUAUAACAGUUUGGGAAUUUUAUGUACUACAACAGCUAAUAUUUACCAAAAAGAAUUUUACCAAUGAUUGGUGGUAAAAGAUUUGAGAACAGGAGAAUGUGAACAGGUGCUCAAGAUGAAACAAACCAAAAACGAAGAACCACUUCAGCAACGUGAAAAAGCCAAAACCCCUAAAAUCACAACAAACUGAAACAGAAAAACAAGUGAUGAGAGCUACUGAGGCUCCUGUCAAAGGGCGACAACAAGGAGAAAGAAAACAAGACAUGGACAGAAAGGUGUCAUCUGGUUAGAUGAAUUCGGGUUUCUGUUGUGACAUGCUCAGGGACAGCAGACACAUCUGGAAGCAGAACAUAAAAACACACCAACCACUCAGAUCCGUCUUGUAGACAAUACAGGUUGCAGGUACUGACAGACAUGUCCAGCAUGAAGAAACACAAUAUUUUAUGCUCCACUUGACAUUGGAUGAAGUGGUUGUGUGCAGUGUAAAAGUGCUGCUGUGCCACAUGUUGAGAGCUAUCACCCAUCUCCUCUGCACUUUGUUUUAGUAUCUAUCAGUCCAUUUUGUCUCUGAUUUACUGGUUUAGAGCCUCCCUGCUCAGUUGAUGUUCUUAUAUUUAUAUUUAAAAACGAAUUAAUGGCUUGUAGCUCCACAUUAAAAAACAACAAGCAGUACUGGCAGCCCUGUCAUGAUAUAGCACCACUCACAAAACCUGACAGAGGACUUAGUUGGAGAUUUAAAUGAAAGGAAAAGCAUGAUGUUGGAAUGAAACCCUUUUUGGAACAAAGCAUAUUUCAGAUCAGUUAGAAAAUGGGAUUUUGUUUUCAGGAGCUCCAUAUAUAUUUAUUGACAAGUUUGUUGGAAAAAUAAAAGUUUUUUUUUUUAAUGUUAUUCUUGCAAUUCCGCUGCCCCCUACAGGUCACAGAUGGACAAACACAGAACAUCUGAUGCCUUUUCUAUUUCUGGAAUUGAACAAUUGCAAAAAAAAGUUUAGUUAUUUUGAGUAGAUGAGUUUAAAUAUCAAUAUUUUAUGAUCAGUAGUUGUGUAGCGAGCCGAGCGAGCAGCUUUAUAGGAUGUGUGCAAACCAUCACAAACUUCAGGCAGAUUUCUACAUUUUAGGGAGCUUUUAAUGAUCAGAGACUCACGAUUGUUGUAUUUAUGUAUAGAAAAAAAGUUAGAAGAAAAGGCUUAAACAUUAGUCAAUUAUUGUUCAUUGGCUAGUAUUAAUGCUAUUAUUGAUGUUUUUAUAGAUAGACUUAUUUCAUUUUAUAGACAACAUCUAGUGGUUGCUGUAGUUGAUGUAAUAGUUUUUGGACACUGUAAUAGAAUAACUUAAACACCAUGUGUAAUAAUUUGUAGUUAAUCAAUUAUUGUCACUUAUGAAUAAAAUUGAUGAAGAAAUA
Messenger RNA from Girardinichthys multiradiatus, 4017 nucleotides. RefSeq names its product Sp6 transcription factor (gene sp6). NCBI's taxonomy places the organism in Eukaryota, Metazoa, Chordata, Actinopteri, Cyprinodontiformes, Goodeidae. The coding region runs from base 344 to 1264 and encodes 306 amino acids. The transcript has 2 exons. Gene Ontology annotation, molecular function: DNA-binding transcription factor activity, RNA polymerase II-specific; RNA polymerase II cis-regulatory region sequence-specific DNA binding. The record is from RefSeq and is a predicted model, not a curated record. Gene Ontology annotation, biological process: regulation of transcription by RNA polymerase II.